CAACGCCUUACGCUUUUCCACAUAUACACAAAAAUGACAGACUUGUCAAACGAAAUUAACUUGAUAACUUCUCGUCUCACCACCAAAUUACAGACAUUAGAAGCAGACUGUCAACGUUGGACUGAUUACAAAACAGACUAUGACGCUUUAGAAACACAGUUGAAAACUUUACCCGAUACCACCUCUCGUAGCGCCAUGAUUCCUUUAGGAAAAUUGGCGUUUAUGCCCGGUAAAUUAAUACACACCAACGAAAUACUUGUCUUGUUGGGCGACCAGUAUUAUGCCGAACGCUCUGCAAAGCAAGCCAUUGACAUUCUUGGACGUCGUAGAGAAGUUGUACACGAAAACCUUCGACUUGCUGAAGCACAAUUAAACAGUUUCAAGCAAAAGACGGGUCCAAUUAUUGACGCGGGUGUACUUCCUGCCACUUCUGACCCACAAUUGAACGAAGAAGGUUUACCCAUCAUGGAUAUUCGUGAAGAGUUACCUUCCGAUUACGACGAAAAGGAGAAAGAAAAGAAGCGAUUACAAGCAAAAGCCAAGAAGACACCUUCCACUCCCACGAAUCAACUUCCUGAAUCUGUGCUUCGUGCUAGACAAUUAAUGAAGGAAGCCGAUGAAAAGAUCAAGCAACAAAAAAAGGAAAAGGAAGAUGAAGAAGAUAAAGCUCUCUUUGAGUUGCUGCGCGAUUUGGAAGAGGAAGAGGAAGAAGAAGGUGCAGAGGUGCCUAUUGUCACUCCCAGUCAAAAGUCGAUUGCACAACAAAGUUUAGAGGAAGAAGAAGACGAUAGUUCACUCUCUGAUGAAGAAGAUGAUAGAUAUGAUACCGAAAUCGCAGAGAACAUGUUUGAUCGCUUUGCUGAUGAUGAGGAAUAUCCGUUGGAUGGUGUCGUAGAUCAAGAAGAUUUCUCUUGUUACGAUGAACCAGAACUUCCUCCUCAAAUACCAGCUGCUACUAUCGAGGAAAUUACAGAGGAAGAUGAAAUUAAUGAGAGAAGCACACCCAAAUUAAUUACCAAACGUAAAACAAAGCCUGUCGAGCAACAACAGGAAUCUGUUAAGGAAGAGACACCUGUCAAAGAUGAAGCACCCAAGAAAAUGUCUAAAUUUAAACUUGCUCAAUUAGAAAAGAAGAACAGUGUAGAAUCUGUUGUAAAGGAGAAUGUCACUGUCGAAAGUAGUAAGCAGGCUGUAGAAAAACCAAAGAAAUUUUCGAAAUUCAAGCUUUUACGUCAACAACAACAAGAACAACCUAGACCUCAAAAGAUUGAAUCUCCUGUCGAGACCAAAGUAAAAGAAGUGGUGGUCGAUACACCUAUUGAAAUACCACAAGUAGAAGAAGAAUAUCAUCCCGAAGAAUCCAUAGAGACGAUGAUGGUCGAACCCAAAAAACCACAGCAUUUACCCGUUGAAAACAAUGGUAUUCCCAAAGUCAUUGCCAAACCCAAAAAAAUGUCACGAUUUAAACUUGCACGACAAAAGAAAGUAGAGCCAGAAAAAGAAGAAGUAAUCACACCUGUCAAAGUGGAACGUGUCAAACCAAAGCGAACUGUAACUUGGGAUUCCAAUACAUCUGUGCGUGAUCAUGAUAAUACAUUGGCUCCCUCAGUCGUCUCUGAAACGGCGAGUUAUUCACAACCCAUGAAGAGCGAUCAAAAGCGACCUCAACAAAAAGUAAGAUCUGCCUCAGAUAUCUUUCGUGUAGUUCAACGUACACAGGAUGAAGCUGUGGAUGACUAUCCUUCGUUGGAUGACGACAGUGAGACCAAAGUGGAUUUAAAUGAAUUAAUCAAGGUGGCUCGUGAAUCUUCAGAAGCCUUCUGGAGACCCAAUGAUGGUACAGAGGCCCUUAUACCUAUGGUCAAUGGAGAAGAGGAUACUGAGGAAGAGGAAGAAGAAGAACCAGAGGGUAUCAUUGUCGCUAAAAAGAACAAGUUGGAUAAUAAGAUUAUGAAGGGUGCUGUCAUGGAAAGAGAUAUGGUGCCUGUGGAUUUCGAAGCUGUAGAAGAAGAUAUGGACAUUCGCGAGAUCACAUCGAGCUAUCAACAAAUGAGACAAAAUAUGUUGGCUACAACGGGUGGACUUUCCUUUGCUACAAAGCCUGAAUUUGAAGUCUUUGAUGAAGAAUUACCAUUGCCAAAGCAAAAGGGUCAAGAGGAAGAAGAGGAAGUGCAACCAGCUCCUAGAAAAAUGUCUAGAUUUAAAGCUGCUAGAUUAGGCAUGCAAUUAAAUGAGGAAGGCGAGUACGAGUAACUCUUGUAUUGUCAAUAAAGAAUAGCAUAUAUUGUUUACAAAAAAGUCC
This is a messenger RNA of Mucor mucedo, 2302 nucleotides long. RefSeq lists its product as uncharacterized. The transcript is spliced from 5 exons. Gene Ontology annotation, biological process: negative regulation of transcription by RNA polymerase II; negative regulation of phosphatase activity. Lineage: Eukaryota; Fungi; Mucoromycota; Mucoromycetes; Mucorales; Mucoraceae. Bases 34 to 2253 code for a protein of 739 amino acids. Gene Ontology annotation, molecular function: phosphatase inhibitor activity; transcription corepressor activity; chromatin binding. The record is from RefSeq and is a predicted model, not a curated record.